Molecule: messenger RNA, 726 nt
Organism: Saccostrea echinata
Lineage: Eukaryota; Metazoa; Mollusca; Bivalvia; Ostreida; Ostreidae
Product: short-chain collagen C4-like
Exons: 3
Coding region: 1-726 (241 amino acids)
Source: RefSeq, a predicted model, not a curated record
AUGACCUUUCCUGUGUGGAUUUUAUUUGUGAGUAUUCCUUGUUGUCUGUGCUCAAAUUCAUGGAACAAGCGUUUGUUAAUCAAUGAUCAAACUGCGUUACAUGAAACGAUUCAGAAAUUACAAACGGAAUUGCAGCAGUUAAAGUCGGAGGUGACUCAGCUGAAACAACAAAGAGCACCUGUGGCCACUCCUCUGUCAUCUUACACGCGGUGGGGACGACAUAGCUGUCCAGCAGGCUCUACGCUGAUUUAUCGGGGUUUUGCCGGUGGCCACUCAUACAACGAGACAGGAUCUGGUGUUAACUUUCUAUGCCUGCCAGAUGAUCCUUUAUGGGGUAUACACAAAGACGGAUACAAUUCUUACUCUGGUUGGAUACUGGGGGCGGAAUAUGAGGGAGGGUACUUUUUUGAGAGCGGCAUCCGUGACUCUGACGUACCAUGUGCAGUGUGUCUGACCCCCCACUCUACAUCCAUCGUGAUCCCUGCGAGGAACGCUUGCUAUGAUGGCUGGCACCUGGAAUAUACCGGGUAUCUAAUGUCUAAUGCCCAUCGACAUCCCGGAGAAUCCGAAUAUAUCUGUGUUGACGCACAUCCAGAUGUUAUUCCAAAUAGUUCAAGUAACACCAAUGGGGCUGUCCUAUACAUGGUAGAGAGCAUCUGCCAGUCCCUACCAUGUCCACCUUAUGUGGCUGGUAGAGAACUGACUUGUGCUGUAUGUAGUAAAUAA